AGCGCUGUCCAGUCUCACAGCCCUCUUCAAGCCCGCUCGGCUUGUGAAGGCAAUACCCCUACUACUCGCAGUCAGUGGUGUGACUUCGAUAUCAGUACGGACUACUGGACCGAACCGGUUGACACUGGUGUUACUAAAGAAUACUGGCUUGACCUUAGUGACGUGACGGUCGCUCCUGAUGGUCGAUCUCGGUCUGCUAUGGCCAUCAACGGUAGCAUUCCCGGCCCAACCCUCUUCGCUGACUGGGGUGAUACCGUUGUCGUCCACGUCACUAACUCGCUGACGACUUCUUUAAACGGCUCUUCCAUCCACUGGCAUGGAAUGCGUCAGAACUAUACUAACCAACAUGAUGGAGUUACUGCUAUUACGCAGUGCCCUAUUGCGGUCGGAGACACUCUGACCUAUGUCUGGAAGGCGACGCAGUAUGGUACGAGCUGGUAUCAUUCCCACUUUGGCCUGCAGGCCUAUCAGGGAAUCUUUGGUGGCCUUGUUAUUCACGGUCCUGCUUCCGCUAAUUACGAUGAGGAUUUGGGUGUUGUCUUCCUAAGUGACUGGGAUAAACAGACAGUGGAUGAGUUAUACCCAAGCGCCGAGGUCAACGGACCGCCAACUCUUGAGAACGGGCUUAUCAAUGGUACCAACGUGUAUACCGACGCGGAUGGCAAUGAGUCCGGUAGCCGACUCACCGUUGCUUUUGAAGCUGGGAAGACGUACCGCCUGAGACUUGUUAACUCUGCUAUCGACUCACUCUGGAAAUUUUCCAUCGACAACCACACCCUCACUGUUAUCUCGGCGGAUCUCGUGCCUGUCGAACCUUACACUGCCACCCACGUGAGCGUCGGUAUUGGUCAGCGUGUUGAUGUUAUUGUCACUGCCGACCAGGCCAGUGUCGCUCAAAACUUCUGGAUGCGAUCUAUUCCCCAGUCUGCUUGCUCCACCGUCUCUACUACUCAGAAUGUCCGCGGUAUCGUUCACUAUGGGGAGAGCGCAUCGACCCCGGAGACGACCGGCCACGAUUUCACAGAUGGUUGCGAGGAUGAGACGCCCAACAUGGUCCCUUCCGUCCCCAAGAAUGUCGAGUCCGCAAACUGGAGAGACUUUGAGGACGCGUCGGUUGCGACUAACAGCGCCGGGGUGUUCAAGUGGAUGCUGAAUAGCACUUCUUUCCUAGUUGACUGGGCGGCGCCGACACUGGAGUCUAUCAUGGACGGCGUGACCGAAUACACGACGCAAAACGCCGUCAUCCAAUUCGACCAACUGCAAUGGGUCUACCUCAUCGUCCAGACAAGCCUCCCGGUACCGCACCCCAUCCACUUACAUGGGCACGACUACUUCGUCCUGGCGCAGGGAACCGGCACUUACGACUCCUCUGUUGCACUCAAUACGCAAAACCCACCUAGGCGUGACACCGCUAUGCUCCCGGCUUCAGGAUAUCUAGUUAUGGCCUGGGAGACGGAUAACCCAGGUGCGUGGCUCAUGCAUUGUCACAUCGGAUGGCAUGUGUCUCAGGGAUUCGCGCUGCAGUUCAUUGAGCGGGUCAGCGAGAUUCCUGCCAUUACUGACAAUAGUACCCUUUCGAGCAUAUGCACCGAGUGGGUCGCGCACAGAGACGAUCAUAACAUUGUUCAACACGAUUCUGGUGUUUAA
Molecule: messenger RNA, 1647 nt
Organism: Ilyonectria robusta
Lineage: Eukaryota; Fungi; Ascomycota; Sordariomycetes; Hypocreales; Nectriaceae
Product: Cupredoxin
Exons: 2
Molecular function (GO): copper ion binding; oxidoreductase activity
Source: RefSeq, a predicted model, not a curated record